AUGUUACGAUUCUCUAGACAACUACACAAUUCAACCAGGCUCUGCUCCCAAGCAACUGGGUUAAAAGAAUCUUUGAAGGCUAUCAUUCCAAAAAGAAAGGAGGAGUUUCUAAAAUUGAAAAAGGAAUGCAUGGGUACGAAGGUGGACGAUAUUACAAUUGGCUCCAUUCUUUCCGGCAUGAGAGGUAACCGUUCAAUGUUUUGGGAGGGUUCUAUGGUAGAUGCACAAAGGGGGAUAACAUUCCAUGGUAAGACCAUUGAACAAUGCCAGCGAGAACUGCCUGGUGAUGAAUCCGGUAAUUUCUAUCCUGAAUCAAUGUUGUGGUUAUUAAUGACCGGAGAAGUUCCAACAAAGCAACAAACUAAGCAACUUAUGGAAGAAUUGGCUGUAAGAGGUUCUGAAGCUAACUUUCCUAUCGCUACUUCAAGAGUUAUUGAUUCAUUACCAAAUGAUAUGCAUCCAAUGACUCAAUUAGCAAUUGGGCUAGCAUCCAUGAACAAAGUCUCAAGGUUUGCCAGCAAUUAUGAAAAGGGACUCUUGAACAAAAAUAAUUAUUGGGAAGACACCUUUGAAGAUACGUUAAAUUUAAUAUCAUUUCUCCCAAUUUUAACUGGGAAAAUCUACUCCAAAAUCACUAACGAUGGUAAACCACUAGGUAAAUUUAGUCCCACCGAGGAUUGGAGUUCAAAUAUCUGUUCUCUCAUGGGGAUGUCCAAUAGUACUUAUUCGGUAAAUAAGAAUAAUUUUAAUGCAAGUGAAUCCAAGGAUUUCCUUUCGCUGAUGAGGUUGUACACCGGAAUUCAUGCUGAUCACGAAGGUGGAAACGUUUCCGCUCACACUACUCAUCUAGUUGGUAGCGCUCUCAGUGAUCCUUAUCUGAGUUACUCUUCUGGUAUUAUGGGCUUGGCAGGACCCUUACAUGGGUUAGCUGCUCAAGAGGUAGUUCGCUUCUUAGUGGAAAUGAACGGUCAAAUAUCUUCUCCUAAUCAGCCUGAUGAAAUAGAAAGGUAUCUAUGGGAUCUUUUGAACUCCAAGAGAGUUAUUCCUGGGUAUGGACAUGCCACUUUGAGAAAGCCAGACCCAAGAUUCACAGCGAUGCUCAAGUUUACCAAAGAUAGGAAAAGUGAAUUUGAAAAUGACAAGAAUGUUGUUUUAAUGCAAAAUUUAUCAUCCAUUGCGCCUAAAGUUUUGAAAGCUCAUGGGAAAUGUCAAAAUCCUUAUCCAAACGUCGAUUCAGCCUCUGGUAUCCUCUUCCACCAUUAUGGCUUAAAAGAGAGUUUAUUUUUCACGGUAAUUUUCGGCUGUUCAAGAUCUAUGGGACCUCUCACUCAGUUGGUCUGGGAUCGCAUUUAUGGUUUACCUAUUGAAAGGCCAAAGAGUGUCAAUAUGGAAACUUUAAAACUGUUAUCAAAUUCUCAGUAA
Messenger RNA from Naumovozyma castellii, 1422 nucleotides. It is a transcript of the gene CIT3, whose product is annotated as citrate (Si)-synthase CIT3. The transcript has a single exon. Lineage: Eukaryota; Fungi; Ascomycota; Saccharomycetes; Saccharomycetales; Saccharomycetaceae. The record is from RefSeq and is a predicted model, not a curated record. Bases 1 to 1422 code for a protein of 473 amino acids.